Messenger RNA from Eurytemora carolleeae, 687 nucleotides. RefSeq lists its product as uncharacterized. The transcript is spliced from 5 exons. The coding region runs from base 217 to 684 and encodes 155 amino acids. The record is from RefSeq and is a predicted model, not a curated record. NCBI's taxonomy places the organism in Eukaryota, Metazoa, Arthropoda, Copepoda, Calanoida, Temoridae.
CUCCCUUGCUGCUUCUAUAAUUAUAUAUUAAACAGGAGUACUGAUCCAAGGAGUAUUAAAGUACUCCUAUACUCCCUUGCUGCUCUCUAUCUAGAGAAAUGGAAUGAAGGGAACUCUGACCCAUUAACCCUUAAAAGUUUGGCCCACUACGCUGGAAACCUGAAUGAAACAAAACUGUUGGUUAAACUACUCUGUUCUUCAAAAUAUUGCGAGGAAAUGAGUUCAGCUGGCCUCAUUUCUCAUUUCCUAGAUCUACUUCUAGGCAGUGAAAUAAAACUGAAGCAAUUAAAGCUGAAGUUCUGCACUGACCCUCUGGUGGAAGCCUGGGCACGGUUUGUACAAGGGCAUCAAGAAGCACUGGAAGAAGAACCCCGUCUGGUCAAUCAGCUGCUGAUUAAUCAGCCGAAAAAUAGCGUCAUCUUUAAAGCAUUUAUCAGCUCAAAUCAGUCCUUCAACAAAAAUAGCAAGUUGUUGGAGUGGGUAAACCGUAGUGUAGAGGAGAGAGAAGAUCGUCUUGUAUCCAGAAAACAAGAGAAGAGUCCUACAGUUAUACUUCUCCGGGAUACCAUUCUCUUCCUGGGAUAUUCAGAUGGAAUAAUAUCCGUCCUGGAUAGUCAAACAUUCAGGUUGGAUAUACGCUUUAUAUAUGUAUAUGACAUGGUUUCAGUGUUGCAGUGGGAAUAGGGA